Messenger RNA from Mirounga angustirostris (Northern elephant seal), 1699 nucleotides. RefSeq names its product melanocortin 3 receptor (gene MC3R). Gene Ontology annotation, biological process: regulation of metabolic process; adenylate cyclase-activating G protein-coupled receptor signaling pathway. The transcript has a single exon. Gene Ontology annotation, molecular function: peptide hormone binding; melanocyte-stimulating hormone receptor activity. The coding region runs from base 473 to 1441 and encodes 322 amino acids. Gene Ontology annotation, cellular component: cytoplasm; plasma membrane. Lineage: Eukaryota; Metazoa; Chordata; Mammalia; Carnivora; Phocidae. The record is from RefSeq and is a predicted model, not a curated record.
UUGAGCUCCCUGCCCGCGCGGGCGCUGCCGCCGUCAGUCGGGGAGGCGCCCGAUCGCUGCUCCCUGCUCCGCGGUCCUUUCCCUGCGCUGAAGAUGAAGUAGGAGUCUGCCUGCAGCCCGUGUGUGAAGGCUGAGUGCUCCCCCCUCACUUCCAGCAGCAGGUACCACAUGCCCGGUCCUGCUAUGAAAACAGCUGAAACUCCAGGCACCAGUGGCAGCUUUUCCAUUCCCAGGCGGGGGUGUGAGAAGGGGUAAGAAGGAGGGAGAAGGACGACGACGCAGAGGAGUACCCGUCCCGGAAAAGCAGAGGAAAGUUCUCUUGUCCGUCUCCAAGCUGACUUUCUCUCCCUCUCCCUCAGCCUGGACUGGACGGGCAUCCACCGCAAGCACCUGGAGGGGGAUUCCUUGCCUCCAGCAGCAGCAGGUUCUGGACGCUGCCAGAGCCCCAGCUCCCACCCCCCCUCCCUUAGCAAUGAACGCUUCGUGCUGCCUGGCUGCUCAGCCAACACUGCCCAACAGCUCAGAGCAGCUCGCGGCGCCCUCCUUCAGCAACCAGAGCAGCGGCGGCUUCUGCGAGCAGGUCUUCAUCAAGCCCCAAGUCUUCCUGGCGCUGGGCAUCGUCAGCCUGCUGGAGAACAUCCUGGUCAUCCUGGCUGUGGUCAGGAACGGCAACCUGCACUCCCCCAUGUACUUCUUCCUCUGCAGCCUGGCGGUGGCCGACAUGCUGGUGAGCGUGUCCAACGCCCUGGAGACCAUCAUGAUCGCCGUCGUCAACAGCAACUACCUGACCUUCGAGGACCAGUUCAUCCAGCACAUGGACAACGUCUUCGACUCCAUGAUCUGCAUCUCCCUGGUGGCCUCCAUCUGCAACCUGCUGGCCAUCGCCGUGGACAGGUACGUCACCAUCUUCUACGCGCUGCGCUACCACAGCAUCAUGACGGUGCGGAAGGCGCUCGCCUGGAUCGCGGCCAUCUGGGCGUGCUGCGGUGUCUGUGGCGUGGUCUUCAUCGUCUACUCCGAGAGCAAGAUGGUCAUCGUGUGCCUCAUCACCAUGUUCUUCGCCAUGCUGCUCCUCAUGGGCACCCUCUACGUGCACAUGUUCCUCUUCGCCCGGCUGCACGUCCAGCGCAUCGCGGCGCUGCCACCUGCCGGGGGGGUGGCCCCACAGCAGCACUCGUGCCUGAAGGGGGCUGUCACCAUCACCAUCCUGCUGGGGGUCUUCAUCUUCUGCUGGGCCCCCUUCUUCCUCCACCUCAUCCUCAUCAUAACCUGCCCCACCAACCCCUACUGCGUCUGUUACACCGCCCACUUCAACACCUACCUGGUCCUCAUCAUGUGCAACUCCAUCAUCGACCCGCUCAUCUACGCCUUCCGGAGCCUGGAGCUACGUAACACCUUCAGGGAGAUCCUCUGCAGCUGUGACAGCCUGAACCUCGGGUAGGGCGCCGCGGCCACUGAAGUGGGCGACGGCUCCGUCGCUGGUGAGCCCCCAACCAGCCAAGGUGUUCGGAAAAAAGAAGAGGGGGUAGAUAAAUCCUUGGAAGACUUAAAAUAUGUCAACAGCCAUGAUUGUACAUGUCUUUUGUCUUUGUGCUUGCAAAGCUUUUCAAAGGGGAAAAUGGUACAUAACAGGCUUUCUCGAAGGAUUCCAAAGUGGGUAAGUCACUGAUUUCCCAAAGAGGCCCUGGCGGGACUCAGU